GUAAUCAAGUCAUUGAAUAGAUUUGAACAUUUCGGAUAUAUAUAUAUAUAUAUAUAUAGUUUUUGAAGAAACCUCUUUUUAAAAAAAAAACAAUGCAAAGAUUAUAUGCUAAAUCAGUUGCUAAUGUUAAUACAAUUAAUAUAUCUAUCAUUGGUAUGAAUGGUUCUGGAAAGUCAGCUGUGGUCGUCAAAUAUCUAACCCGUCGUUUCAUUGUGGAAUAUGCACCUUAUCUGAGUGACAGUUAUACGAAAGCUGAUUCAGUCGAUGGCCAUGAAUUAACAGUGAACAUUCAGGAUACAUCUGAUAGUGAUGAAAUUGAUCUUGAUGAUAUAAUUAAAUGGUCACAGGCAAUUAUUAUAUUAUUUUCUAUGACAAGUCGCCGAAGUUUUUAUCGUGCUCAAGAACUUGUUGAAGCAAUUCAUUCACAAUCUGAAUUAAUUGACAGAAAACCAAAAUUAUCAGGAACACAACAAUCUAAAUCAAAUAAUUCACAACACAUAAAUACAUCAUCAUCAACAUCAUUAAGUACUUCAUCAGUUUCAUCAGUAAAUCCUUAUUCUAGCAGUACACAACAUAGUUUGACACAAUCUGGUUCGUUAAGACGUUCAGCAUUAUAUAAUAUUAAUACUGUCAAACCACCUAGUAUAAUACUUGUUGCGAAUAAAUCAGAUUUGGAACGAUUUCGUUUGGUUCAAAAAGCAGAAGCUGAAGAGUUUGCGAAAUUUCAUGGAAUUCCAUAUUACGAGAUAACUGUUACUGAAACCUAUAAAGAAGUUCAAACUAUUUUCCAUGCAGCAGCCCGUCUUUGUCUUCAAUCAAAAGGUUUGAAACCACGUCAAAUGAAUGGACAGACUACAUCGAGCGGUAGAGGUAUUCUUCCUGGUGGGAAUCCUCCUAGUGUAUUAACAAGUUUAGCAGUGUCACCAAGUCUGUUACUACAGAAAAAAAUCAACAUCUGUAUCACCUAAUCUCGAAGUGACAACAAGUACAGAAUCUGAAUUGAAUACAACAACAACAGCAACAACAGGUGGGUCUGCUUCAAUUCUUUCCAAUCUUAAAUUAAGGGCAGCCAGUCCUAAUUUGGUUACAAGUGGGAUAAAAACACCAACAUCUAUUAGAUUCAUUGGAUCACAAUCUAUUCUAAAUUCAAAACUACCCCCAACUCCACCCAACCAACCAGUCACUCAACUUUCUUCCAACUCAACAACAACAAACGAAUUCAAAACCUGUCACAAUCCAACCUACAUCAAUGACACAAACACCAAAUACAUUAACUCGUAAACAUCCAAGUGUAAGUAGUAGUCAACCAACAACGGAACAACAAACAACAUCUUCUAUUACACCAGCUAAUAUUAAUCAAACAUUAUCAACAUCACAAAUACAAUUAAAUAAAAAACCACCUUCUAUAACACUUCCUCAACCAAAAAAAUCCGG
Messenger RNA from Schistosoma haematobium, 1434 nucleotides. RefSeq names its product Ras-like protein member 12 (gene RASL12). The record is from RefSeq and is a predicted model, not a curated record. Gene Ontology annotation, molecular function: GTPase activity; GTP binding. The transcript has 5 exons. Lineage: Eukaryota; Metazoa; Platyhelminthes; Trematoda; Strigeidida; Schistosomatidae. Bases 93 to 968 code for a protein of 291 amino acids.